UUCGUCAAUCCUUGCUGUCAAUCACUCGAGGGGCGGGACUAAAGCUGGUUGUGUUUCGUAUGCCUUUCGGUCUGACAUGAAGGAAAGCUGCUGUAUGUCUCUGUAACUCAGUGAUGUGAGGACACACUGUUUCUGCAGCCUAAGGUGCAAUAACCGCACACACUGACCACGGAUGCAUCUGAAGAAUGAGCACCAAGUCGAGUGCCGGAAAAGUGCGGAACGCAGACAGCAACCCUUGUAUAGAGGAGAGUGAUGGAUCCCAAAAGUGCCUGGAAGCAUAUAACUACGAUAAGAACAUGUGCUCUGCGUACUUCAUGAAGUAUAAGAACUGCAGGAAGUACUGGCAUACUGUGAUGCUACAACGAAGGCGUGAAGGUAUAAAGCCUGAUAUGCCUACAGCUAGAGAGAGGGAAGAAAUUCUAGCUUCUCUGGGAGGGAAGCCCUACUGACUUUUAAUAGCAGAACACUGACUGUGCCUCUCUGAGGUGAAGUGUGUGUGUGGAUGAGUGCAUCCUUCUAAUAGGAAGCCUUAAAUACUUUAUUUACACUUCAGCCCGGU
Tachysurus vachellii is the source of this 559-nucleotide messenger RNA. It is a transcript of the gene chchd7, whose product is annotated as coiled-coil-helix-coiled-coil-helix domain containing 7. NCBI's taxonomy places the organism in Eukaryota, Metazoa, Chordata, Actinopteri, Siluriformes, Bagridae. The transcript has 4 exons. The record is from RefSeq and is a predicted model, not a curated record. The coding region runs from base 186 to 449 and encodes 87 amino acids.